CAUAAAUUUGGGGAUCAAAUUAUGGUUGUUUUGGCUAUCUAUCUUGAUACCGGAAAUUUUUUUUAAUUGAGUUAUUUUUAUACCUCCCCCCUCUCCUCUAGGAAAAGAAACCGUCAUUUGGCUAAAAAAAUUCAAAAUCAGAGACCAGAUUUUUUUAACUUGGAUUUACCAAAAACCUUAUUAUCGAUUUCUUUUUCCAUAUCCAAAUGAAUUUUUAAAAACACAAAAAUAACUGGAGUUUAUUUUCAGGAAAAUUUUAAUUUAAGAAAAAGUUGUUAUUUUUUUUUAAGUUGUUGAAAAAACACGAAGAUUGUUUAAAACAAAUGGAAGAGGAUAAAAAGAGAAAAAGGCGUUAUGAAGAAGCUGUUCGUGCUGGAAAAAUUAAAAAGAUGGGAAGGAAGAGAAAGGCUGAAAAUGAUUUAAAACGAGAAAAGAAGGAUAAUUCUGAACAACGUCAACUUGCUCGAUUGGAACGCAAGGAAAGAAGGAAGCGUGAAAAGGAAGAAAAUCGACAAAGGAAAAAUAAUAAAUUAAUUAUUUCAACAACUCCAACAAAUGAAAAUUUGCCAAAUAAUUUAAAUAAUUUGUCGUCAAUUUCUACAAAUACUGCUUCAACACCAACACCUUUUGCUAAUAAUAUUUGUUGUAUGGAUGAUGAUAAUGAUGAAGAAAAUAAUGGAGUAAAUAAAACGAUUCCAUUAACUGUUGUGAACAACAAUAAUAAUAAAAAAGAAAUAUCGUCAUCAUCAUUAUUAAAUAAUAAAAUAACUUCAAGACGUGAACAACAACGAAUUGAAAGAGAAGCUAAAAAGAUUGAAAAAGAGCGUUGUCGUGAAGAAAAGAAGCGUUUAAAAAUGGAGAAAAAAGCUGCUUUAGCUGCUGAAAAAAUUGCUGCACGUCAACAAAAGAAGGUGGGGGAAAUUAUAAAUUGA
Messenger RNA from Meloidogyne enterolobii, 932 nucleotides. NCBI's taxonomy places the organism in Eukaryota, Metazoa, Nematoda, Chromadorea, Rhabditida, Meloidogynidae. The record is from the annotation of a GenBank genome assembly.